GCUGCAGAGCUGCAGGCUGACAGGUGAGCGUCUCUCUGCUGCUGUGACAACAACAAGAAGCAGAAGUGGAGCGGAGAUGCGUCUGAGCUGGCGUGUGGCUGCGCUGCUGCUGCUGCUGCUGGCGGCUCAGACUGCAGCUCAGAGCGGAGACGGAGACACUGACACAGAGCCGAGGAUCAGCUGCACCUCUCACAUCUCCAUGAAGGAGAGCAGUGUGGCCUGUCAGCUGAUCGAAGGCCACAGCGAAGACGAUGAGGAUGACAACGAAGGCGACUUCAUCGACAGAAUGAUCAUGUGCUCAUCUUCUGUCCACAGCUACAGAGACUUUGCUGUGAACAAGAUCAGAUGUCUGAACGACUCCGGAGACGAAAUCACCUCCAAAGAUCUGCAGCCGCUGGCUCAGUUCAUCCUGACCGUCCACCUGAAGAGAGGAGGAACCAUCACCACCCCGCUCGACCUGAAAAAAAUAGUGAAACCCAGAAGUCCUCAUGUGUGGAACGUGACUUUCAACCAGGAGUCCAACCAGGCUGUGUUUCAUAUCCGGACCCCGUACCACAACGAUUACCUGAAAAUAAACAAUCAGCGGUUCCAGCUGCACAUCUGGACGGUUGACAGUGAAAUAACUCAAGAUGUCUUCCAAAAAGACACUUUGGCCAUCAGCAUGGAGCACCUGCAGAAGAACAGGAAGUACCACGUCAAAGUGCGAGCCAUGCCGAGCGAACAUCUGCAGGGAAGCUGGAGCGAGUGGGGCAAAACUUACAGCUUCUCUUCUCCUGCUGGAGAAAACAUGCAGUGGGAGUCGAUCUACAAACUGAUCGCGUGUCUCGUCCCGUUGGUGGUUCUGACGUUCAGCGUUGUUUUCUUCUGGAAGAACAAAAUAUUCACCUACAUGUGGCCGAACAUCCCACAUCCCAAACACACACUGGUGCAGAUCUGCAAACCUAAUAAAGGUCUUCUGCUGCACAUCAAACCGGAGGUCUUCAGCGCCCUUAAAAUCUCCCCGAUAGAGAAAGCAUCAUGUGAGGAAACAGAGCCCUCGAUUCCUGCUGCUGCCGACCGUUCCAACGCUCCCUCCUCCACCCAGAGCUCCGACUGCUCCAGGGACAACGCCAGCAUCAGCACCGAGGAGCUGGAGCUGCUGAGCAGGAGCUCCUCCGACGGAGAGGACAGCGUCCAGAACAGCGGUCCGUCCCCGGUGGACGUCCCCCGGUUGGCUGAGCGACCUCAUACACCUGAAUGCAGUGCCGGACAGAAGGAGCCUGAGGUGUUUGCAGUGAGCCAGCAGGAGGAGGCCUACGUCACCAUGUCCAGCUUCUACCAGAUCAAUUAG
This is a messenger RNA of Scomber japonicus (chub mackerel), 1330 nucleotides long. Its product is annotated as interleukin-7 receptor subunit alpha-like. The transcript is spliced from 8 exons. The record is from RefSeq and is a predicted model, not a curated record. Gene Ontology annotation, biological process: hemopoiesis; cytokine-mediated signaling pathway; positive regulation of receptor signaling pathway via JAK-STAT. Bases 77 to 1330 code for a protein of 417 amino acids. Gene Ontology annotation, cellular component: external side of plasma membrane. NCBI's taxonomy places the organism in Eukaryota, Metazoa, Chordata, Actinopteri, Scombriformes, Scombridae. Gene Ontology annotation, molecular function: protein binding; cytokine receptor activity.